UAAUGUUUCCUGCUUUGCCGGGCGCUUGACAGUGUGUAGCACGGGGAUGGAUGAGUUCUGGUUUGGCAAAUAAACGACGAUAUAUCAUUACGACUUUUUCAAAAUUCUAUUAAUUCCCUUUGAUUUCGAUAGUUUAGUGAAAUCAACUAGAAACGAAGAGGUAGAAAAUAAGAAAAGGAGCACAGAACCGGGAUGGGAUUGGGCUGCUGUGUGUUUGCACUGUGCGCUAGUAACUCCCUAUCCCGCUGCUGAAGGACAAGGCCCUGCACUGUGAGACCAUCCCGCCCCGCUCCUCUCCUCUCCUCUCCGCUCCACCCCACCCGCGACAUGGAGGAGCACGCCAGCUGUCCCAACGUCAGCAUCCCCUGCUACAACGAGCAGAGGGACAAGAAGAAGCGCUUCACCGUUUACAAAGUGAUGGUCAGCGUUGGAAGGCACGAAUGGUUCGUCUUCAGGAGAUAUGCAGAGUUCGACAAACUCCACAACGCGUUAAGAAAGCAGUUUCCUUCCAUGAACCUGAAGAUCCCAGCUAAGAGAAUAUUUGGGGACAAUUUUGAGCCAGGGUUUAUAAAACAAAGAAGAACUGGACUGCAUGAAUUCAUCCAGAGACUAGUCACCAAUCCCCAGCUUAGUAGCCAUCCUGAUGUCCGAGACUUUCUUCAGAUGGACAAAUCCAAAAACCUCUCGGACGCCUCAGAGGACGAAGAUGAUAAAAAAAGUUCUACCUCCAGAAAUAUUAACCUGGGACCCUUUGGAAACCCCCUUGCGAAGCCCACAGACUUUGACUUCCUGAAAGUAAUUGGGAAGGGAAGUUUUGGCAAGGUAUUUCUCGCCAAACGCAAGAUGGACGGGAAGUUCUAUGCAGUCAAGGUCUUGCAGAAGAGAGUGAUUUUGAACAGGAGAGAGCAAAAACACAUUAUGGCCGAACGCAACGUCCUCCUGAAGAACGUCAAGCAUCCCUUUUUGGUGGGACUGCAUUAUUCAUUCCAGACUACAGACAAACUCUACUUUGUCUUGGACUUUGUCAAUGGUGGAGAGCUUUUCUUCCACCUCCAAAGAGAACGGACCUUUACAGAAUCCAGAGCCAAGUUUUAUGUUGCAGAAAUAUCAAGCGCGCUGGGCUAUUUGCAUUCCCUAAACAUUGUUUACAGGGAUUUGAAACCAGAAAAUAUUCUACUUGACCAAGAAGGACAUGUAGUCUUAACUGACUUUGGACUUUGUAAAGAGGGUAUCUCCCAAGCUGAUACCACAACCACAUUCUGUGGGACACCAGAGUAUCUAGCCCCAGAGGUCCUGAGGAAGCAGCCAUAUGACAACACAGUGGACUGGUGGUGCCUGGGCUCAGUCCUUUACGAGAUGCUCUUUGGCCUGCCUCCGUUCUACAGCAGGGACACCCACGAGAUGUACGACAACAUCCUUCACAAAACGCUGCUGAUGCGGCCAGGGGCGUCCGGCAGUGCCUGGUCGAUCCUGCAGGCUCUCCUGGAGAAGGACCGGACCAAGAGGCUAGGCUCCAGAGAAGACUUUAUUGAGAUCAAAAGUCACAGUUUCUUUUCCUCUAUCAACUGGGAUGACCUAGAACAUAAAAGGAUUCCACCCCCAUUCAAUCCAAAUGUGAAUUCUCAGUAUGACCUUACAAACUUUGAUACAGAAUUCACAGAGGAAACCGUUCCACACUCCGUCUGCUACUCCACCGAACAUGCCAUUGUCAAUGCCAGUGUCAUGGAGGCUGAUGAUGCCUUUGUGGGAUUUUCUUAUGCCCCGCCCUCAGAUGACGCCUUCAUGUAGAAGAGCCCAGUGUCUACAGCCUCUCUCUCUCUCUCUCUCUCUCUCUCUCUCUCUCUCUCUCUCUCUCUCUCCCUCUCCCUCUCCCCCUCCCCCUCCCCCUCCCUCUUCCUCAAGUUCUCUCUCUCUCUCUUUCCUCUCGCUAUAUCUUAACUGGGGCAUGUGUAUUUUUCUUUGUAUUUUUUGACAAAAAAGGGAAUAUUUCCUUUUCUAUAUGAAUUCCUCUAAACUGCGGCCAAAGCCUUUGUAAUCAGAUGACACUUCUAAAUGGUAUGGGCAGCUGGCUUUGUCAGGAUAUCAUUAUAAAUCUUAUGGUAUUUAUGUAACAUUAUAUUUAAAAUAUAUAUGUAUAUAUAUUUGAUCAAGAUAUUAACAUGUUGAGCCAAAUUUGUUUUGUAGAUGACUUCUGCCUUAUAGUUACUGUUUCUAUUUUAAUGCCGUGCAAUGAAAAUUGGUAUCACCUUCCACAUUUUUUUAAAAUGACAAAACUAAAAUAUAUAGACAUUAAUUAAUUUUUAAAGAUAAUACAUAAUAAUUGUUUUCUUCACCAAAGAGGUCACUUGUUUCCCAUAAUGUGCCUAACAUCAAAUUGUUUUUGAUACUAUGUAAUAAGAACUUAAUAAGGUUACUGUGUAAAGCUGUAUAUUUGUACAUAGUGUUUUGGUGGACAGAACUGUUACAUGAUCUGUUAUGAGUGAUAUUACAGUUUUAAGAUUUAAGUUGGGGAUCACACGGAGCUAAAUUUCUUAAGCAAGUCAUUAGUGGAGUCAUCUUUUGUUACAAGCAUAUCAUUGUCAUUUUAUUUUGAACAUGAAUGUAGCUUCACCCCCCAGUGCCAACUGCAUACAGUGUUUCCAAGAGUUAUUUCCUGCGUAUUGCUAUUAUAACUAACCUAUAUUUUACAUCUAUGAAACACAGAAACUACCUACAGUAUGAAAUAAUUUUGAAAUGUAUGCCAGCUUUGAUAGAAGUGUGACUACCUUCACAAGGUGUGUUUGAAGACUUUUGUCAUGUGCAGUAGCCUACAAUUAAAAUACAAUUUAAAAACA
Messenger RNA from Conger conger (European conger), 2834 nucleotides. It is a transcript of the gene sgk3, whose product is annotated as serum/glucocorticoid regulated kinase family member 3. Gene Ontology annotation, molecular function: protein serine/threonine kinase activity; ATP binding; phosphatidylinositol binding. NCBI's taxonomy places the organism in Eukaryota, Metazoa, Chordata, Actinopteri, Anguilliformes, Congridae. The record is from RefSeq and is a predicted model, not a curated record. Gene Ontology annotation, biological process: protein phosphorylation. The transcript has 17 exons. Bases 328 to 1788 code for a protein of 486 amino acids.